GGCUCGUCGUACAUUGAUGAUUGAAAACAUUAAUUUAAUGUGUAAUAACUGGUUCGAUAGUCCACAGCUAAUGCUAGCUGCGUUAGCAUUGCCCUGCUAGCCGCUUGGGGAUUUAGCUGCAGGGGAAAAAAAAAAGAAAACUUGUUAUAGAAACUUCUGAAAAGGUGUGGCUAGCUUUGUUGUCGAUGCACAACACUUUACUGGGGAUGUGUUUAGGAGACUGAUGGAGGAGACAGACGAACACGGAAGUGCUCCUGCUGCUGCUAAGAAGACCAGCCGGACGUCGUUGCUGGACAGCGGGGAAGACUUUGAGAUUUUAGAUGAGGAAGACAUUGACGACGACCUUCCUCCUUUGGAAGAUGCCGGCAGCGGGAAGGGGGAAAAGACAGAUGACACGGAAAAGAAAACAGCAGAAGAGGAGCCAGAACCUUCAGGCAGAGUCGAUGAAUGGCUGGAUGUAUUAGGUAACAACCAGUUGAAGAAAAAGGCACUUGAGGCAGGAAGGGGACGAGACAGUCGGCCUUUGAAAGGACAGAGUGUAAAGAUCAAUCUUAAAACACACCUGAUGGAUGGUACUCUUAUAGAGGAGCAGCACGGCCUUUCCUUCACUUUGGGAGAUGGUGACGUUAUCCAGGCACUGGAUCUGACAGUGCAGCUCAUGGAAAUUGAAGAAAAGGCUCUCAUUCACACUGAUGCUAAAUAUGCAUAUGGUGUCCGGGGAAGCCUCGACCCUGAGAUCCCUCCAAAUGCUUCCUUGUCCUUGGAGGUGGAACUCUUGGAGGCUACAGAUGCACCAGACUUGGAGCUUCUGUCCCCGUCAGAGAAAAUUGCCCUGGCCAUUCAUAAGAGAGAGAGGGGCAAUGUGCACUACCAACGUGGAGAUUAUGCGUUUGCUGUCAACUCGUACGGCGUUGCCCUGCAGAUAACAGAGUCUAGCUCCAAAGUUAACAUCAGCCCUGAGGCAGAGAACGAGUUGCUGGAUGUCAAAGUUAAGUGUCUAAACAACAUGGCUGCUUCUCAGCUGAAACUGGACCACUACGAUGCAGCUCUCAAGUCCUGUGUGUCAGUCCUUGCACACCAGCCGGACAACAUCAAAGCACUUUUCCGCAUGGGCAAGGUACUGGCUUUGCAAGGCGAAUACACAGAAGCCAUUCAAACCUUACGGAAGGCUCUGAAGCUGGAACCAAGCAACAAGACGAUUCACGCAGAGCUCUCCAAGCUGGUGAAGAAGAACUCGGAGCAGAGGGGAGCAGAGCAGGCCAUGUAUAAGAAAAUGCUGGGUAACCCCUCUAGUAGGAGCAGCACACAGAAACCUCGGGCCAAGUCUUCAUGGGAUCUCAGCUGGAAGUGGCUCUUCGGUGCCACCGCGGUAGCCAUUGGUGGCGUUGCUCUAUCUGUUGUCAUAGCUGCCAGAAAUUAAAGUGGCGACGACUCGAUGAGCCUGAAAACACUGAAGCAAAUCUGGCAACAUCUUUUGAUCUCAAAGGAUGUGGAAGCGUAAGGUGGUCGCUCGCUCUCUUUUCUCUACUAUGUUUGAGAACUUCGAGACAAACAAUAAAUGGUAAUAUUACUAUAUAAGGAAUGGACUUCCAGCCUUCUAAGUGUGUGGGCCUAUGCACAUCCGUCACAGUGCCAGACAUCGUUUUCAUUUGUUGCUAUUAUGUUUUUGUUGUUGGUAGCCAGUGUUGGAAACUGAUAUUUUGAAAUGAAAAUCUGUAUGAGGAGGGAUUAAAACUAAAUAAAAAUUUAAUAUCUUUUAGUUAAGAGACAAAGCGCUUUAUGCUAUGUUUUAUUGUUUUUUUUUAGUUUUGAAUUAUUAGAUUUUUCUUACAAGAUAAUUUAUUUUCCAAGAGAUGUGAUUUUUAUUUGUUAUGGCACAGUGUUUCUAAUCAAACUACUCCUGUUAUUUAAGCUCCACAAGAUGGAAAGAUGAUCUGGGUGUGUUCUAGCUCUCCUUUUUUUUUUUAAAGAUUCUGCUCAUACAUUCAAUAAUAGACCAAAGUAACAGAAACUUGUACAGCAGUGCAAUACAGUAGUCCUAGAUAUUGAAAGUUAUUUGUAAGAAAAAUUUAACACCAGACUAUUUAUUUUGGGUGAAACAAGCUAUAUUCUUAUUAGAUAACUUGGAAUUAAAUUAGCAUGUCUCUGAGGCGUCAGACAAAGAUGCCACUGAUGGUUUUAGAUUGCAAUUUACUUCAGUGGGACAUUUAUUUUAUUAGUUCAUGUAUGCUCAGUAAAUUAAGGCUCACAGGACCAUUUUUUGUAGCGGAGAUAAAAUAAUGUUUAUUUCUUGAUUGUAGUUCAUUAUAUUUUAAGUUGUGUUGAUUUAAGACCAAAUGUUGAAUUAUGUUCUCGAGUCGACCAUACGUUUGCCUGAGAAGUUGUCCUAAAAUGAUUACUGCUUCAGCUCAUCCAAAACUGUGUCUAUGCCAAACAUGUGGUUUCCUCUGUAGAUGAUAGAUUGAUUGAGCCUAAAGUUGCGUAAUCUAAAAAUGUUUGCUACAGUUAGUUGGAAAAGUUCUUGGUAUUCCCGGUGUAUGUUAAUUUUGUAUUUAUCAUAAAUAAACAGGUCUUAUAAAACUA
This is a messenger RNA of Austrofundulus limnaeus, 2583 nucleotides long. It is a transcript of the gene fkbp8, whose product is annotated as FKBP prolyl isomerase 8. Gene Ontology annotation, cellular component: cytosol; mitochondrial envelope; endomembrane system. The record is from RefSeq and is a predicted model, not a curated record. The transcript is spliced from 9 exons. Lineage: Eukaryota; Metazoa; Chordata; Actinopteri; Cyprinodontiformes; Rivulidae. Gene Ontology annotation, molecular function: protein folding chaperone; peptidyl-prolyl cis-trans isomerase activity; protein binding. Gene Ontology annotation, biological process: protein folding; negative regulation of apoptotic process. The coding region runs from base 224 to 1420 and encodes 398 amino acids.